AUGGCCAGUUGGGUGCUCUCAGAAUGUGGGCUCAAGCCACUUCCAAGAAUCUAUGCAAAACCAAGAACUGUCCAACCUUUCUUGAAUUCUAACCCCUCCACCGUUAGAAUUUCAAGAAAAAGUCGUGGAAAUGGUUUUUCGUUUUCUUUGUCAAGUGGGUUUAGGGAGAGAAAUUGGGGUUUGAAGGUGAGUGCACCAUUGAGGAUUCAGCCAGUGGAAGAAAAUAAAGAAGAGGGAAAAAUCCUCAAUGGGGAUGAAUCUUUUGACCUUGGUGCUCCACCCCCAUUUAAAUUGACCGAUAUUAGAGCAGCAAUUCCUAAACAUUGUUGGGUUAAGGAUCCUUGGAAGUCUAUGUCCUAUGUUGUUAGGGAUGUUGUGGUAGUUUUUGGAUUAGCAGCUGUGGCUGCUUAUUUUAACAACUGGGUUGUUUGGCCUUUGUAUUGGUUUGCUCAGGGGACUAUGUUCUGGGCUCUUUUUGUUCUUGGUCAUGACUGUGGGCAUGGAAGUUUUUCAAAUAAUCCAAAGCUGAAUAGUGUAGCAGGACAUCUUCUUCAUUCUUCAAUUCUUGUCCCAUACCAUGGAUGGAGAAUUAGCCACAGGACUCAUCAUCAGAACCAUGGCCACGUCGAGAAUGAUGAAUCGUGGCAUCCAUUAUCUGAGAAGAUUUACAAGAAUUUGGAUAAUGUUACCAAGAAAUUGAGGUUCACAUUGCCUUUCCCCUUGCUUGCAUACCCUAUCUAUCUGUGGAGUAGAAGCCCUGGGAAAACAGGCUCUCAUUACCACCCAAACAGUGAUUUGUUUGUUCCAAAUGAGAGAAAAGAUGUGAUUACCUCAACAGCUUGUUGGACAGCUAUGGUUGCAAUUCUUGCAGGGUUAUCUUUCAUUAUGGGUCCUGUUCAAUUGCUCAAACUCUAUGGCGUGCCAUACUUGAUUUUCGUGAUGUGGCUGGACUUAGUUACCUACUUACAUCACCAUGGCCAUGAUGAGAAACUUCCUUGGUACAGGGGAAAGGAAUGGAGUUAUCUUCGAGGGGGACUUACGACACUUGAUCGUGACUAUGGAUGGGUCAAUAACAUCCAUCAUGACAUAGGAACCCAUGUCAUACAUCACCUCUUCCCGCAAAUCCCACACUAUCAUUUAGUUGAAGCAACCGAAGCAGCUAAGCCGGUGCUAGGUAAGUACUAUAGGGAGCCAAAGAAAUCAGGGCCUCUUCCAAUUUAUUUGCUGGGAGUUCUUAUAAGAAGCAUGAGAAAGGAUCACUAUGUGAGUGACACUGGAGAUAUUGUAUAUUAUCAAACUGAUUCUCAGCUAUAG
Messenger RNA from Fraxinus pennsylvanica, 1314 nucleotides. NCBI's taxonomy places the organism in Eukaryota, Viridiplantae, Streptophyta, Magnoliopsida, Lamiales, Oleaceae. The record is from the annotation of a GenBank genome assembly.